Messenger RNA from Larimichthys crocea (large yellow croaker), 4349 nucleotides. RefSeq names its product prominin 1 b (gene prom1b). The transcript is spliced from 29 exons. NCBI's taxonomy places the organism in Eukaryota, Metazoa, Chordata, Actinopteri, Sciaenidae. The coding region runs from base 495 to 3212 and encodes 905 amino acids. Gene Ontology annotation, molecular function: cholesterol binding. Gene Ontology annotation, cellular component: cell surface; microvillus; prominosome. The record is from RefSeq and is a predicted model, not a curated record.
GCCAGGUAGAGGACCUGGACAGGUGACCCCGGCGGUGUCGCGCGCCGCAGAGGCGCCCGAGCGAGUUGCAACGGUCACGAGCGUUCUUCUUGGGUUUUACGUGCACGCGAGAUUAGGCAGCCCGGUCGGUGAGAGUGAGGACACCGGGAUAACGAGCAACACACUCGGCCAUUAGUCCUGUUGAGUCUUCGGGGAAGAUGUCUGUGAUGAUGAUGAUGGUGAUGAAGAGUCCGGACCGAGAAACCAGGAGCUAACGGCUGCUUAGAACGUCGACCGUUGGAUGUUAAGUUUAAAAGUUCCCCGUCGCUGUCUCUGAGCUGCGCGGAUUAAAACCACCGGGAGGGACAGGUGUCCUCUCACCUCAGCUGCCGCCUCUCCAUCCCCAGCUACACUGUGCUACGACCCCGGGCGGGGAGGGGGGGCUCCGGAGUUUUCUACUUGUCUACUCUGUUUUGUUUUUGUUGUUGUUCAAAGCUGGACUUUUUCUAAACGCGAUGUUGUGGACAAAGUGGCUGGUCCUGCUUCUCUGCUGGGGGGCGACAGGCGGCGAGCAGCAGGCGGAUGACAGGGAGAGGGACGGGUUCCCGGCUGAUGUCCGGGCGGACUCCCGCACACAGCGGUCUCCUCCACCGGUGGAGCCGUUGGAUUUUGGGUUUGUACCGGCGGCGGUUUAUGAUACCCACGCCUACUACGAGCCAGGGGCUGUGGGGAUCCUCUUCCACAUGGUCCAUGCUUUUCUCUACGUUGUUCAGCCGAACACAUUUCCCAAAGAUCUGAUUGUUAAAGUUAUUCAACAGAACAUGGGGGGAAUCAAAAUAGAAGAAUGGAGAAAGCCAGAAAAUGUGGUGCUGUUAUUACAGUGGAUCUACUACGAGGCGGGCUUCCUCAUAUGUUCGACCAUCGGUAUCAUGGUCGUGAUCCUCACACCCAUCAUAGGCAUAUGUUUCUGUAUGUGUCGAUGCUGUGAGAACUGCGGAGGGGAGAUGCACCAGAGACAGAGAAAGAACGCAGACUGUCAGAGAGGUUUCUACACCGCCUCGCUCAUCGCCACCUCUAUCUUCAUCAUAGUGGGAGUAUUAAUUGCCUAUGCUGCGAAUCAUAAUGUUAGCGCCCAGAUUAAGAGCACGCGGCGGUUCAUCAACACCAAUAUGAGAGACUUGAAGACAUUUGCCAAUAACACUCCUGCGCAAAUUGAAUACCUGACAGCCCAGUACACCACAGCAAAGAACAAAGUCCUGUCAGAACUCGACAACAUUGGACCUUUGCUGGGUGGACGGAUCCAGAGUCAGCUAGAGAAAGAGGUGGUCCCUUCACUGGACACUGCGCUGCGUAUGGCAGGAGGGAAAGUUGAGAAUGCAAUCAAAGCCAUGCGGGAGACCAAAGAAGCCCUAGAGAACAUCAGCUCCUCCUUGGAGGUUCUUCAGGAGGGAACGGGGAAACUUCAGGCUAAUCUAGCGGCGGAGCGUGCCUCUCUGUCCAACACCCUGUCAGACCCUGCCUGCACUAAUGGAGCUGUGUCUCACACAUGUAACACCAUCCGCUCCACGCUAUCCCAGCUGGGAAUCAACGCUGACUUCUCCAAGCUCCAUGAUGUCAAUCAUGCUUUGGACAAUGUCAAUACUGUCCUGAGAACAGACCUCAGCAAUAUAGUACAAAAGGGUUACUCAUCCUUUAACGACACACCGAGAUUAGUCAAAGAACAAACCAAAAACAUUGUCACAGCUCUACCUCGAGUGAAAGGCAUGCUGGAUAAGAUUGGCACAGAGAUCAACGGCUUUUCCAAAAUGUUCCCAGUGGAAGCUUCUCUGGCCAAUUUCACCAUUUUCCUCAACCAAGGACAGAAAAAAAUGGAGUCUUAUUACCCGCAGAUAGACCAAAUGGAUUUCUACAGGUGGAUCGGCUGUGUCACAGCGCUCUGCAUAGUCAUCCUGGUCCUGGCCUUCAACAUCCUAGGACUCAUGUGCGGGACCUGUGGCUACGAUAAGCAAGCUACACCAACAACCCGAGGCUGCCUAUCAAACACCGGAGGCAACCUGUUAAUGGCCGGGGUGGGAUUCUCUUUCAUCUUUUCCUGGGUGCUGAUGGGAAUCGUAACUGCCUUGUUUCUUGUCGGUGGCAAUGUGGAGAAGCUGGUGUGUGAACCGCUUGCAAACAGACAGCUGUUCAAGAUCAUAGACACACCAUUCCUGGUUCAUCCUGCCAAGAAGAACUUCCUUCCUGGGAUGCUGUUUCAGAAUCCGAACAUUGACUUGACUUUGGGAAGCAUGUACAGGGAGUGCUAUGAGAACAACGGUCUGUACCAUGCUCUGCAGCUGGAGGCCAUGUUCAACAUCAACUCCUUCCUCAACAAAACUGUGUACAACAACGAUCUGGCCAAAGUGCUUGAGAGCGUGAACGUCGACCUCCAGGGCAUCACACUGCUGGAGCAGGCCGGCAGAGACAACCUCAUUAACUUCGCCAAUACAGGAGUGGGACAGAUCAAUUUUGAAGCCUACCUGACUGAGGUAAAUAAGGGAGUCACUCUCGUGGAUCUCCUGUCAUUCUCUACUGACCUGGAGGCUGAGGCCGACCAACUGCCACGUGGUGCUCUGGAGAAUGCACUGAAAGGACACGCCAGCAGUAUCAGACAGAUUCACAGAGAACAGGUGGUUGCCAUGGAGCAAGCAAUGAGUACCCUGAGCCAGAGUGUCAAGCAACUGCAGAGGAUGUCCACCGAUCUGCCGGUCAAGGUCACGAACAUCCUGAGUGCUAUCGAUGCAGCAGAGUACCUCAUCACUCAUAACGCCUCUCAUGUGGUGAAACAGGAAACAAAAGCCUACAGCCAGAGCUUGGUGGGAUACUUCAAACAGUACACAGAUUGGGUUAGAAACUCGUUGACUGCAGAGGUUGCCCAGUGUAAACCCAUCAGUAACAUCGUGGACAGCAUGGAAAUAGUAGGAUGCAGCUUCAUAAUCGAUUCAGUGAACACAUUCUGGUUCGGUCUGGGAGGCUGCUGCAUCCUUCUGAUCCCCAGUAUGAUCUUCUCUGUCAAACUGGCCAAGUAUUACAGAAGGAUGGACACAGAGGACGUCUUUGAAGAUGUGGGUAGUACAGAUAAUCAUGGUGAAAUGGUGUGUGAUAUCCACGGAGACCUCGCCGUGGUCAGCUCUCCCUAUGACACUCUGACCCUGUUCCCUCGGGCCUCUGCACCCCCGAGCUACACCGACUGGUGACCCAGAGGAACUCGUCGAUGAGUGCACAAGAUGGCUGGAACUGAUAUUUCCCUCAUGGGUCACUGGACUUUCCAGCUUUUCUCUUCAGAUCUUGUAACACUUCCAAGAACCAAAGGGACAAACAAUGUGUGUGUGUGAUGAGGGUGUCCCUUCUCUCCCCAGUACCCCUUCAAGCCAUUUGGCAAGGACCUCUGAUGCCAGCCAACUGUAAUUUAUCAAGUGUUCUCUCAUGCACACCAGCAUCCAGUCACAACAGUACCACAUCAAUCCUUCUAGUGUCCCACAUUGUACACAAUCAACUAUCAGAGCCCAGCAUAGCUAGUUUUACCCGUAGAGAAUACAUGUUUGUACUUACAGUAUCAGUUUUAACACGGUGACACAAGUGUACAUUUUCUACACUUUCAAAACCUUUGAAAGUUUUAUAUAUUUUUGUUAAUGUUUGUUUUAUAACAUGUAUGUAGUUAUUUUUGUAGCACUAGCUCUUUUCUUUGUUUUAUUUUUCUUUAUUCUUUUCUAAUAUUUGUAACGUAGCUUGCAUCAUUUUGGCUCAACACACGUCGCAUUGACCGGGAAAUAAAAGAAUAGUUCAACCUUAUGGUGAAUACGCUCAUUUUCCUUUUUGCUGAGAGUUAAAAGAGAAACUACUUGUGUGUCUUUUUGUUAAAUACCAGCAGCUCACCCCUUCAAAUUAUAUUAAUGCUUAAAGUUAUGCAUAUUUAACAGCGUGGCUGCUCUGUUUGACAGGUAGAUGCUGUUACAGGUGGCUUGUUUGACAACCACGGCAUCAUUUAGUCACUUCAGCUUCAACAAUAGUUCAGGUCUAUGCCAACUUUUUAGAUUAACCAAGAGGCCGAAGCUAACUGGCUGUAGCUCUGAGCAAAAAAAAAAAAAAAAAAAAAAAAAGUUUGUAUUUCCCAAAAUGGUGAACUAUUCCUUCAAACACUGAAAGAGGACAUUUAUCUAAAUCAUUAAAAUCCUUGAGACAUUUUUUUGCCAUCUUGUGGUUUGAGAAUAAAACUACCAGAAGCCUUUGUGGGGUUAGAGGCCUGGUUGAGGAACAUACACACACACAAAUUACUUUUUGUGGUGUGCAAAUCUGUGAAUAAAAACUUAAGUCCAAUAAGUGUCUGCUUUGUU